CAAGCCACCGCCAGUGGUGGAGACAGCAAGUUGCCUGAACACCGUUUCCAUGGAAACGUAAACAAAACGGCAGUAUACUGGCAGUGAUUUCUCUACGCACACUCCGCUCACUUCCUUUCAAGAAUUCACUUGAACAAUGGACUUGAACAACGUUAGGCGCGUAUCCUCCGCUGGCUACCGGUUACCGGACCCAAACAGCGGGACCAGGCCGGUGGCGACCCGGCCACCAGCGGACAGGACGCGCUACGCCAAAGGAGACGCGGUGUCCGCGGAGCUGAAACCGGACAGGAGUGAUCCCGUUCAACAGGACCGAGUGUGGAGAGAGCUGGUAUGGAGUGAAAGGAGAGGAGUGCGGGAAUGGGAGAAGAACUGGGACUUCCUCAGGAAAUAUGAUCAGAUGGGGCAGCUGAAGUCAGAGGAGCCUCCGCCCAGCUACGUGUCGCUCUUCUCUGAUGGUGUCCCCAACACCACCAACCAGAUGUUUGGCAGCAGACUGUCCACUCCGCUGGGGGUCGAACUGGUCAGAUUGGACAGGCUGUUACCCUGGUUUGGAAGCCAUCACAAGCGCAAGCUGGAUCCAGAGAUGCUGCCCUGCUAGACCGCUCUGAAGACGAGUCACUUCACAUCUGGGCCUCUGCACCAUCAGGUCUUGUUUUUUUACUCUGGACUCUGCAAAGCUGCCAUUGUACUGGCCUUAUGUGGAGCUUAGACGGGUUUGGCAUGGAGUGGCACUCACCAUAGCUCAGCCUAAGUGAGUUUAGAUUUUAUGGGUUGUUUUUUUUUGCUAUUUUAAUGAAGAGUGAAUAUUAAGUAAAAUACAGACAUCUACUUAUAAGCCAUAUUAGGUAAGGAGUCAGGAGUAAGAAAUAAAUGAUGUUUGCCAUCCUACAUUUACCAGAUAUGCAGUCCUUCAUUGAUCAUAUUGUACUUUAUGUCCAGAAAUUGUGUUUGUUCAUAGGUCUGGGUAUGCCACACACAAGCAGUACAAAACUUAAAGGUAUUUGCUGUCUGAUAAAGACAGGUGAGGAGGGAAGACACUGGCAGAUCAGAUUCACGUCAUCCGAGCUCCAUCGGGUAUUUAACCAGAUAGGUGAUAAUCUAACAAGAUACCUGAUCAAAUUUGGAUGAGUGAAAGGUUGUAUCACCGCUACAUUUCACCCAGUGCACUCAGAGAGAAUCUUACUGCUGCUAAAUAUAUCUUAUUUUGGUGUUAAAUUGGUUUUAUUGUUCAAAAAAACAUGUUGGUCCCCGCUGAAUUAGAAAAACUGAUCUUCAGAUGGUUUUGUGAUCUGGGUGUUGUGGAAUUGUAUCCGAAGUCUAUCUGACUGGAAUAAAGAUUGUGCAUUUUAAA
This is a messenger RNA of Siniperca chuatsi (mandarin fish), 1351 nucleotides long. It is a transcript of the gene cimip5, whose product is annotated as linkage group 15 C2orf50 homolog. Bases 137 to 598 code for a protein of 153 amino acids. The record is from RefSeq and is a predicted model, not a curated record. Lineage: Eukaryota; Metazoa; Chordata; Actinopteri; Centrarchiformes; Sinipercidae. The transcript is spliced from 3 exons.